GUGCCCGGGUUCGAAAGCGGCGCGCGGGGCGCGCGCGAGCCUCGGCCCGGGAUGGCGCAGGCCUUGAAUCAUUUAAAAAAAGACUACAGAGCAAGAUUCUGCCAUGGAGGAGGAAGUAAGAUUGAUGUACAGCCAGGUCAAAACGUACUGAAACUCAUACAGGAUUGUUUUGAAAGUUGCAGCAGUGAUCUUACAAUAAACUCUCCAAAUGCAACCCUUUGCUCAGCUCCUGUUGUCAAAAAUAGGAAGAGGACUUCAAUGCGGAGCCAAAGCCCAAAGGCAGGAUCAACCAACUCUGUGAAAAGAGCCUGUUAUUCUCCAGAAUCCUCACCUACAUCACUGCUAAAACCAGUCAGCAGCAGAGGACAGUCAUAUGAAUCACCCUUGAAGCCUGCAAUACAGGAUUAUGUAGAUGUUUCUAAAAAAACAGAGUCUCCUGUGUCUGAAAGCAAAAAAAAUACAUUAGAAGAUGUUGAAGUGCUGUGCCAAAGUCCUGCCAUGGUUUUGGACCCUGAGGAUGAUCACGGUUCUGUUGGAUCACCUUUUCCUGUGGAGAAAGGGAAAAGUUCUCCUGUACUUAAAUAUUCAGCCUCGAUAUCACCUCCAUCACCUCCUCCUGUGAAAGAUCAAGAUAUGGAAAUCGAAAAUGAAUGUGAAUUUUUAAUUGAUGACUCAGGUGGUGCAUCAUUUACUUCUUGGAUUUCAAUACCCAGUAAGAAAAGAAAAUCAAAAAAAGAUGGCUCUGCAACUCCUGUUUCUAAAUCUCAGCCCUCUGAACAGAAGAAGACGCAGAGUAAGAAAGGCAAGAACAGGAAAGCACAGGUUGAAGCACUUACUAAACAGAAACUGAAUAAUCUGGAUGUUGGAGCCUUUGACAUCAAAAGAACGUCAAAAUUGGAUCCAAUCUCUAACAGUGAAGGAAAUGUCCUUAAAUCUCAAAGCCAAAAGAGUACUCAUAGAGGAAAGACUAAAAAGAAUGCACUUAGGCAAGACUCUCCAAACCAGAAAAAGAACACAUCCUGGAAACCAGAAGCUGAAGAACUGAUAUUGUCAUGGUCUGGAUUGGAAACAGAAACAUCUGAUGCAGAAAAACAUAAAACAAGGGUGCUGCCAAGUGAAGAUUUGCCUAUGCCCUCAUCUGGGCAUCAGCAAGAACAGACUGUGUCUCCAAAAAAGUCUAUCAAGUCUUCCAAGAAUCUGCAAUCAGCUUUAAAAGCUUCUCAGCAUUUAGAUAAGAGGAAACAAACUGCUAAGCAGAAACUUCCUAAGGUUAAAGCAGCUAAGAAAUUGGCAUUAAGUCCAAGAAAGGAGCUUAAAAAAUCUGUCCAGAAAAGUAGUAAUAAAAAACCUCAGUUGCAAAGAGAGAAGAGUUCUGACAGUGAACCUAGUGAAGAAGAGCAUGAAAGAGAGCCUGUAGAUUUGAAAGAUGUGUGUACCACACCCUUUGCUGUUUAUUUUUUAUUCUUUUGCAGUGGGCCUGUUCUAGAACAUUGUGAUAAAUUUGAUUCCAACACUAAGUCUUGUGAACAGUAUGAUACAUCAUCAGAGACUUUUGAUGACCUGAAUUACAAAGUGAGAGAUCCAUUGUCAGACAACAUAGCAAGGCAUAAAAUAGUAAUGCCUUCCAACACACCUAACGUUCGUCGAACGAAAAGGAUACGGCUGAGACCUCUGGAAUAUUGGAGAGGCGAGCGCAUAGACUAUACUAUGAACUCUUCAGAAGGGCUUGUGAUUAGUGGAUUAGUGCAUCCAGAAACACAAUCUCACAGUAAGAAUAGACAGAGGAAGGAUCGUCACAAGCAGAAAGCCAACAAAACAAAUAGAAGAGAGAUACCUGCAAGUUUGGAUCACAACCUAGCUGAUACUUCUAAGCCAACCAUUGUACUGGACCCAGAAACAAAUGAGGAGGUAGUUCUAGAAUGUGUUAACACUGAAAGCAGUCACGCUUGCUCCUUCAAAGACGAAGCGGUAGAAAUAUACAAAAAUCUGAAUACAUCUGUUUUUGCAACUGGUAAAUUGAUUUUGAAACCACUUAAGGAAAAGGGACACCAGUUUGUCCACAUGGAUACAAUAGCUUUCCAUAUUAUCCGUGGCAAAAUUAUUGUUACAUUACAUAAGACAUCAUAUUAUCUGACUACAGGAGACUCCUUUUAUGUUCCUCCAGGAAAUGGAUAUAACAUACGUAAUCUUCUGAACGAAGAAAGUAUUCUUCUCUUCACGCAACUCAAAGUCAGGUGAAGAACCUUCUGCAGAGAAGUUUGCUGAAACACUUGUCAAGCUUUUGUAUGUUCUGGAGUUCUUUUUACAUACAAAAUUGUUUGAGUGUGCCCACCUUAACAUUACAGAUUAAAACAGAGCAGGUGAAGUCAACAUAAGAGUUGGGAACAAAACCAAAAGAACCUCAGUAGUUUGCUUUCAAACUAAAAUGAGAUACUGAAGGGCCUCACUUUGCAUCAAUUACUGUUCUUGUGCCAUCCAGUGACAGAAAGAUAAAAGUAUAAAAUGUGUGGGUAUAUUUAUUGUUCCAAAUUGUAUCAAUAUGCUUAAUCUCCCUAAAGAUGCUUAGCACUUGAAAAAAUGUUGACAUCUUCAGCUAACAUCUGAUAGAUAGUCUUAACAACUGCCUGGUACAAACUGCUUAGAAUAAUCUCUAUUUAAAUGAUGAACCUGCUGUUUGCAUUCCAGUAAUUGUUGUCUGGGAGAUGGGCUGCUGAAAUGUUUGUGUGCUGGGGUCCAGCCGCCUUCUAAAUAUGCUAAUGACAGGCAUUUGUUCCUUGUCUGGCAGCUGUAUGAUUAGUGCCUCUGGUUCCAAUAGUAAAGCAGGAGCUUUUAAGUAGGAGCUUAUCAGUUGUGUCUUUUGUGUGGAAGCUGUGGCCUGAUUAGCUCUGAACAUUGUUGAUAGCUUUAUUUUGUGUAACAGUGAUAGGUCAUUGCCAAAUGUAUUACUUUAAUAGCUCCUUUUGAUUUCCUUGCUGUGUUCGGGGUAGUAAUAAGGACCUCUGGGAAAGCUGUAAUUAUACUGUAUACUCCAGAAGCCAAGUCUAGACACCAGAUGGUAUACAUAGCAUUUGUCUCCCAAGCUCUUCAAGGUUCCUUCUGACUGAAGAUAAACUACAGCUAUUCUGAUGGGAUGGUUUCUCUCUCUGGUCACUGCUGUCCUCAAAGAGAAGGAGAUAAGGAAAAUUGAAUUGGAAUAGAGAACUUUUAAAGAUUUGAGGAUUGAGUAUUGACCUCAUAAAUGAUUUUGGCCAUGAUCUUUAUGCUAAAUCUAGAGUAUGCAUUAAAGUAGGAAAAAUGAAUUGGCUUUCAGCUGCCAGCUAACUUUGUGUGUCUGUGAAAGGGCUUGGACACCAAGACUUCCAUGCUUCUGUGAAAGAUCCUUUAGACUGGGGAGUCUGAGAUAAUACUUUUUGUCAUUCUCUUUCAAGUAGUAAUUUCUGUAGCUAGUGCAUACUGACAGUGGAAAUACUUGGUAUGGGUUAUGUGACAUCUUUGCAUUCAUGGCUGGGUCACAUGUAACUGGAAAAUGAAAUAGGAACAUGCCUUUUGCCAUUUAGUUCUGCCUCUGUCUUGAUAUGAACUAUUUGUAUCAGAGUUCAGACUACACAGAAGGAACUUUUUUCCCAGCUUCAACUUUUGUAAGCAGUUUGAGUUAAAAUAAAAAAAAAAGUCAUUUAGUUACUAAAUAUGAGUUUGAUGUUGACAGCUUUUCUGAAUUUUGCACUUGAAAUGGUCUCUUCGAGAUCAGAAAGAUUCAAAUACUGUCCUUUCUGUCUUGAAGCCAUACCAGCUACCACUCGGGCAUAUAUGCUGUCUCCACUGCUUUAAGGAAUCCCACCCACUAAAAUGUUUAGUUUUUAAAUCUUUCAACUCCUCAGGCCUGCAGAGGUCUGGAACUUUGCCGCUUGGAAAACGAGUAGAGGGCCACCAUUAAACUCAAGUCUCUGCUUCUAACCCAAGCACGUGUCCCCGUAGUCAGGCCAUGGAUGCCAUGGUCUCUGAUCCCAGCAGCUCAUCGGUUCCAGUUGAAAGUCAGAACAAGAAAACUUUGCAGUUGUGUUAAAGGCCAGGGAAUUUAGAAUGAAAAUACUCUGCGAGUUUUCUUCAGUGUUACCUGUCUGCAGAUUGAGUAGCAGAAGGAUGGAUACUUUGUUAAGGGUUAGUGAAUGUGUAUGGACUAGGGAGCUCAUGGCCCUAAAGGAAAGCAUGGAUGAUGUUGUGACAGAACUCAGCAGACUGUUGCUUGCCAGUGAUGUGUUUUCAUUUCGUGGACUCAAAUGAGAAGUGAUACGUUACCCUUCUCAUAUCAGGCAGUGAUGUGUCUUCCCCCACUGCACUGUACAGGCACUCUGCAGCAAGGUUUUGAGUCGAUUUUCUUUUGGGUCAAGAGUAAAUGGUGAGAAAUAUGUCCUUCAGGAUGCUUCCUUAAGCAGAAGUAACGUGCAGACCUUUUCCUGACACAGGCUGGAAAGUGCGGGUGUUCAAAUGCAGGUUUGAGGUCAGCAUGCCUGUUUGUGUUUUCCUAAUUCUAAGUCUAGGAGUGUCAACAGAAUAGGGUGGAUUUGGUAAAGUAUAUCGCUUUUUAGUCUAUGGGUUUGUUGCUUUCUGGCUAGUUGGUUUCUUGGGAGAGAUGUCCUGUGUGAUUCGAAGAGAACAUUUUGUAGUUGGAUCACAUCUCAAAAUGUUUGUGUUUUACUUCUUUUUUAAGAAGCAAUACCAGUUGUGCCAAGGGAUGUUCUCUGGAAUAUCGCUGUAGCUUAGCAACACUUCUACUGUUUGUCAGUAGAUGGGGCUUCAAGCACAGUUGUUUGUCCUUUGCUGGCCUCUGUGUUCCAUCAGGGUCUGGUUUUUGAAAGGGAGGAAGAAGUGUGUUACAGGUGGAGAUAAAUUCAGUUGAAUUCUGUUGCAAGGAGGUGUAAAUCAGUUGCCAUUAACAGUAGGACUUGGUACUAAAUGUUGCUAGGUUCAUUCUGUUAGCAUGGAUGUUGUACUAGUUGCAGCCACUUUCUCAAAAUUGUUUUUUAAAUCAUUAAUGCACUGCAGGAGUUGUUGAGUUGAGCUAGGUUGUUUGCUGCUGGCCUGGAUUACAUUUUAAUUUUUUUUCUUCAACUGGACACUUGUAUGAAAUUUGCUUCUGUGUCAUUAGCCUAAUUAUAGCGUGGGGAGUUGCAAGAGGAUCUUCAGAGUUCCAGGACUUUUAUGGCUGCUGAGCUCUGCAGCGUGUCAGUCAGUCAGUAAUCAGUUGCUAGUCAGAAGCAGCAGCUGAUGUUUCACCUCUGCCUGGUCUUGUUUUGGCUCCAUUUUUGUGUACAUCAGGCCAAAUUGGAUAUUGCAAAUAAAAAAGCCUUUUCCAAAAUGUGAGAAGUUUGCAUUCUUCUUCCUGCUUAUGUGUGAUUCUUUUUACAUGCAUAUUUUCUACUCUGCUGAGUAAUCUCACUUCCACUGGCUACUGUGGUUUAGCCAGGUUUUUGUUGAGCUAGGCUGACAUUGGUUAGCCAGUGUUACCUGCGGUGGAAUGAAGUUGGGAGCAUUGUUGUGUAAGAGACAUGGCCUUUUCCGCUGACUGUGAGAUAUACAUACUGUUCCUGGAGGAUACAUAGUGAUAUCCUGGAGGAUAUCCCUGUUUUAGUAUAUUAAUUCAUUGCUUUCUGUCAACAGUAAUUGAGAGAGCUGGAAACAAAAGCCAAGUCACAUAUUUCACCUUCAUGUUAGUAGGUACAUGUGUUCUGUAGCAGGUACUGUGGUAACAUCCAGAGACUUGUUUUAAGAUGCUUAACUGAGAAGUCCCACCACAAUAAAACAUCAGAGUUUUGAAGGCUUUGGCUCCCUUUGAAAAAAUUACAGGUUAGUAGGUUCUUUUGCAGAUCUAUCUUUUUGUAGUUCCGUUUGGUUAGAAAGCUGUUCCUGUUUUCCUAAACAAACCUUUUUCAUCUUAAAGCAGCAGAAGAAUGAUUGCAGAACUGUCAGAUAUGUAUGCACAUCCAUAUUUGUACAACUCUGUAAACAUAAAAUAGGAGAUUGUGAGCUGAGUAAUUACAGAAAAAAAUAAACGGGACCAAUAAAACAAACUGUUGAGGCACAUAUACAGCUUCUUCUGUUUUUCAAGUGCACAGCUAAAUUUAAAUUAACAUUUGGAGAAUACAAUAAACCUAAAGAGCUAUUUCCUCAUUUCAUAACAGCUGAAAAGGCAUUUCAGCACAAAGGAAUAUUUCUUACAUUUUUACUGAUGUACAGACUCUGCAUGAUGGCUUUUGUAAUACAGGAUUUACUUUAAGUGGUGAUUGAUCGCAGAUAAUACAUCUAACUGAAAAGCAUGGACCAUGCCUCUUUAAUGGUAUUGACAGCUGUUGUAAUUGAAUAUCUUAAUCUUUCCAAGCUGGUACAUUUCCUUUACAGAAUAUCGUGUCACUUCAUGGAUGUUCACAAAUGCAGUCAGAAGAGAUCUCAAAGCCAAACUUUUCUCAGAUUGCAUGGACAAGCUUCAUUUAGGAUUUGAUAACCAAAGUGAUUCCUAUGGGUUAAUUCUACAAUGAAAGCAGUGGUUGAUCAUCAGUCAAAACAGUCAGCUGCAGAUUCUUAGGGAAGGAAUACAUUAAAAGAUGUACCUCCAGAGCUGCCCUGUGUCCUUAAGCCCACCCACAAAGCUCCUGUUCUGAUCUGCUUCAGUUAAAGUUCUGUGCCCAAGGUGCACACAAAGGUUGUAAAACCACAUGUACUUUGCACUUCUUCUGCAGUCGUCUCUUGUACGGAGCACAAGAGGAACAAUGAUUGAAACAAGGAGCUGGAAGAAGCAAAGUGUUUACUUUGUCAGUCUGACUGUUCAGUUGAGAUACAAAUCUGAAAGUAUUCACAGGAAAAAAUAUUAAUGUCCAGAAUAAGACUUUUAACUUCUCUUUGCACCUUGAUAGCUAAGGACUUUUAAAUUUGAAAACUGAAGAAUUCCAGUACUCUUGACUAGUAUUCAGGAAGUUUGCUAAGUGGGUGCAAUAGCUGUUAACACACGUUAUUUCAUUUAUCUUAUUAAAUUUUUUCAUUGUCCUGGUGUUUAAAGUUGCCUUUUCCUGAGUUUUCAGUAACAGUAACUGAAAUGAGAAUUGAUCAAGAUGGCAGAUGCAUGAUAACGCUGUGUGGAUAUCUACUGGAAUCAACAUGCCAUAAAGAGGGAGAGGAAAGGAGUGAUAUCAGAGGUGUAAACAUAAUGAAGAGCUGUAUUAGUGUCCAAAGGUCUUGCAGACUAGGUUAUGCAAAGGGUUUUCAAUGAAACUCAAUAACUUUGGAAAGAGAUGGGUAUGGGUAAGGGUUUCUGGUGUUGGUGCCAUGAGGACACAGCUGUCUGUACUGGUAACCUACGCUCUCGGUUUGGGAUUCUAAUAGUGAUAUGAUUAGUGUGGUUUAAAAUCGUUAUGUCAUCUUCUCUAAAAUGACAGCAUUCAGCUAAUGAACAUGAUGUAUAAUCCACUGAAAAAGAGGCCUGAACUUACUGAAGUUUAUCCUUUCUUUACAUUAGCAACAUUUUUGUGUUGUAGUACAGUGGGAGUAAUUCCAAGAAAUGAAAGUUAAUUAUGAAAAAGUUUUUUUCAAACACAAUCUGAACUUGGAAUUUUAUUGCUGACGAAGAGGGAGCUCCCCUAGGAUACAGUAGCCUAUACAUUGAAGAAACUGAGUAGUUCUCCUAUAUUUCAGUUAGUGCCAAGUCAGCUCAGAGGCUAAUUAAU
Molecule: messenger RNA, 7715 nt
Organism: Lepidothrix coronata (blue-crowned manakin)
Lineage: Eukaryota; Metazoa; Chordata; Aves; Passeriformes; Pipridae
Gene: CENPC
Product: centromere protein C
Exons: 17
Coding region: 52-2238 (728 amino acids)
Biological process (GO): spindle attachment to meiosis I kinetochore; kinetochore assembly; attachment of mitotic spindle microtubules to kinetochore
Cellular component (GO): kinetochore
Molecular function (GO): centromeric DNA binding
Source: RefSeq, a predicted model, not a curated record